UGGCCUGCCUCCUUAACAGCCAGCUCUCCAGGCCUGACAAUGACAGAUGAAGGACCCCAGCAGCCCUAGAGAGACUCCGUCAACAGAGGAGUGUGCCUGCUCACCUCCCCCUGGGCUUCCUCUUGGGCUCUCUCUUUAUUUUCUCAAAAAAAAAAAAAAAAAAAAAAGGAAAGAAAAGAAAGAAACCAGAUGAAAGAACUUUCUAGAUUAAAGGACACCAAAGAGCCACAACAGCUAAACACAAAGCCUGAUGUUUGUUUGGAUUCUGGAUUGGAAACAGCCAAUGAAUUGGAUAUAAAAACCAUAAUUGGGGCAACAGGGGAAAUGUCUACAUUAAAUAGUUUUACUGUAUGCAAGAUACAAUAUUGUGUUCAUGUUCUUGUCCCAGCCAAGUCUGACAAGCCCCCAGGGACUUGGAUAGUUAAGAUAUUUAGCAGGCUGUCAGAGCCUUAAGAAAGUUCUCAGCCCAGGACUGAGGUAGGGGUUACUUGGGGCUGAGGGGAUUAGCAAACGCUUGUGAAGUGGCUAAAGCCGUGACCUGGAUAAUUCAGGACUCAAAUCCACCCGUAUUGGAAUUCUCUGGGUGACUGCCCAGUCCCUUGGCAGGCCAGCCAGCCACAGGGCCCGACUGUGCAGGACUUCCUGCCUCUGCAAAGGCAGUCAGGGGCUGAGCAGGGUUCCACCCGGCUGGCUCCAGGCAGAAGUUUUCCCUCGCCACCUCCAGGAUUGUCCUCAUCAUCGCUCACCCCUAUUCUCAGCUUAAGAUUCUGGAGGCCAAGAAUUGACUCCCCUGGAUCCAUGGUCUGUGGACCCCCAUGUUCUGACUGGAGAUGGGGAGCCAGUGAGACCUGGGGCUUCAGGGUCCGCCCAAGGAGGUUGCUCAUGGCGGCAGACCUCUGGAGCAGGAUUUGAGGCCAAGCCAAAGAGAACCCCAGAGAUGAAGGGCCUCCUCCCACUGGCUUGGUUCCUGGCUUGUAGUGUGCCUGCUGUGCAAGGGGGCUUGCUGGACCUAAAAUCCAUGAUCGAAAAGGUGACAGGGAAGGACGCCCUGAAGAACUAUGGCUUCUACGGCUGUUACUGUGGCUGGGGCGGCCAAGGGACCCCCAAGGAUGGCACCGAUUGGUGCUGUUGGGUGCAUGACCACUGCUAUGGGCGGCUGGAGGAGAAGGGCUGCAACAUUUGGACACAGUCCUACAAAUACAGAUUCGCAUGGGGCCUGGUCACCUGCGAGCCGGGGCCCUUCUGUCGUGUGCAGCUCUGUGCCUGUGACCGGAAGCUCGUCUACUGCCUCAGGAGAAACCUACGGAGCUACAACCCGCGGUACCAAUACUUUCCCAACAUCCUCUGCUUCUAGGCAUCCCCAGCGAGCUCCUUCCAGACCAAGCAUUUGCUCUGUUCUUCUGCAACGCAGAGUUCCUACUCUGCUGGGUUCCUGAGAGAGGCUCCUACAUUGCAGACCUCAAUCCUUCCUGAAGCUUCGAGGAUCCCCAGGGCCACGCCCUCCAGCGAGUCCCAGGAGAGUGACUCUAGUCGUAGGACUUGAUAGGGUCCCAGGGCCUCCACUUCUGAGGGCACCCCCUCUGGUGCCAAGAGCUCUCCCCCAACUCAGGGUUGGCUGUGUCUCUCUUCUCUGAAGACAGCAUCCUGGCUCCAGCUGGAGCACUUUCCUGAGAUGCACUUACUUCUCAGCUUCUGUAAGCGGAUUCUCACCACCACCCUCCAGAGAAUUUCUACACAAGAAGAGCCAAAUUGAAUCUCUAAAUCUGGUGCAUGGAUAUUAAAUAAAAUUCCUUCUCAUGGCUAAUAAAAACGGCAUUGGCAUUUUCCUCUGCUGUGGGGGAUCGCUGGUGCCUCUUUCUCUGCCACUAGGGCUAUAAACCUGAAGUUAUCCACCUUGUCUCAGAGACAGAAGGGAAGAUUAGUAAAUGCAGGGUUUUCUGGGUUGUUUCAGGCUUUCUUUUGGGCUCAUUUCCUUAAACCUUGGGGUCCUCUCCAGCCCAGUGUUGGGUCUCAUUCUUCCUUGAUGGGGUGGAGGAAAGAUAACUGGUAAGUAUGACAGCUUCAGCUUUCAGGUCAGAGAGGGUGGCAUUCAAGUCCCAGCGUUGGCUCCUCCAGCUGUGUGGUCUUGGGCUCGUUACUGAACCUCUCUGACGUUCAGUCUCUUUGAGAAAGAAACUGUCUUGUUCCUUGCAAUGUAAAAGGAGGCUUCUAAAGCUCACCUUGAUGCUGAUAUGGGGGAUGCUGAUGUUCUGGCAUUUCACACAGCAGGAAUUUUUUAAAAAUAGCUAUCAGUUAUGGGUUUAUUUCCUUUUUUUUUUUGCAAAGUAAGGACAUUAAAAAAAAACAUCUAUCAAUUCAUAAAAGAACGGGUGUUUUGCUACCAAGCCUGCAGGAAGAAAGGAUGUAUCCAAAACAAAGGAGCAUCCUUCCAAGAAAGGACCUAUGGCUUCUUUAUUCUGACAUACCCCAAACUAACCACAUGAUAAACAGGAUCUAUGUUUAAAAAGCUCUAGUGUUGAAUGUUUUCAAAAUAAAAUUGAUUUUAUGAGA
This is a messenger RNA of Cebus imitator (Panamanian white-faced capuchin), 2550 nucleotides long. RefSeq names its product phospholipase A2 group V (gene PLA2G5). Gene Ontology annotation, molecular function: phospholipid binding; calcium ion binding. The coding region runs from base 938 to 1354 and encodes 138 amino acids. The record is from RefSeq and is a predicted model, not a curated record. The transcript has 5 exons. NCBI's taxonomy places the organism in Eukaryota, Metazoa, Chordata, Mammalia, Primates, Cebidae. Gene Ontology annotation, biological process: arachidonate secretion; lipid catabolic process; phospholipid metabolic process.